Molecule: messenger RNA, 1637 nt
Organism: Gastrolobium bilobum
Lineage: Eukaryota; Viridiplantae; Streptophyta; Magnoliopsida; Fabales; Fabaceae
Exons: 6
Coding region: 157-1374 (405 amino acids)
Biological process (GO): RNA processing
Molecular function (GO): protein binding
Source: RefSeq, a predicted model, not a curated record
UAUCAACUUGAAACUCUCAUUUUUCCCAUUUCUCAAAAACUUGAGUCUCUUUCCAUAACGGUGCUACCAAUAUCAAACACUUAUUAAAGACUUAGAUUCUGAACUAAAGAAAUCUAGCAGCAAUUCAGAGACAUUAGAUAUCUUGUGGCUAGGUCCAUGGAUGAGUUUCAUAGUCCCAACUCACUACUAGUAGAGGAUGAGUUUGAGUCAACGUUGCAUUCAGCUCCAUCAUUUGCAAUAUACAACAACUCCUCUCAUGGAGAGUUUGGAGAUGAUGACAACGACCCAGAAGAAGUUUUGAAGAGAACUGCUUUGAUUGGACAGAGUUUGAAAGCUAAGGGCAAUGAGGAGUUUAGCUUUGUGAGGAAGAGGAUGGAUUUGAUCGAAGAAGGAGAGAAAGAGAAAGAGAAUGAGAAUGAGAAUGAGAAUGAUUGGUCAACUGGGAUUCAGAAGUUUAGUGUUGAGGAAGAAGAUAUUGAACCACCUAGUCCUCCCAUGUAUUUGGCAACAGGGCUUGGUGUUGGAUCUGAUAACCUUGCCAGUGAUGAUUUAUUUACUCCCAACUUGCAAGAAAGUGAGGAUCUUGAAGAGUAUUACAAGAGGAUGGUUGAUGAGUAUCCCUGCCACCCUUUGAUUCUGAAAAAAUAUGCGCAGUUUUUACAAGCUAAUGGAGAACUUCAAGGGGCUGAGGAGUACUUUCUUCGUGCCACCCAAGCAGAUCCUAAUGAUGGUGAAAUCUUGAUGCAGUAUGCGAAGCUGGUGUGGGAGCAACAUCAUGACAUUGAUAGAACAUUGAUCUAUUUUGAACGUGCAGCUCAAGCUGCUCCUCAAGACAGCCAUGUUCUUGCAGCAUAUGCUAGUUUUCUCUGGGAAACUGAAGAUGAUGAGAACGAAGGUGGAAAACAUGAAACUCAGAAUGACAUGAUAAAACAAAAGACUGAACAUGUGAAGCCCUCCAAAGAAGAAAGUGAUGCUGUUCGUUCAUUCUCAAUCCUUGCAGCCGGACAAGAGAUUGAUGCAGCAAAUCUUGCAACAGAUAAUUAUAGUGAAGGCAGUAAUGUUGCAGAUUAUUUUAAGAAGAUGACUGAUGAAAAUCCUCACAAUCCUUUGUUUCUGAAAAAGUAUGCUCAGUUUCUGUUUCAGUCCAAGAGAGACCUUCAAGCAGCAGAGGAUUACUACUCACGUGCAAUCUUAGCUGAUCCAAGUGAUGGUGAAAUGAUGUCAGACUAUGCUAAACUAGAGUGGGAACUUCAUCAUGAUCUGGAAAAGACAUUGUUUUUAUUUGAGCAAGCAGUUCAAGCUGCCCCUGAGAAUAGCAAUGUUCUUGCAGCACAUGCCUGCUUUCUUUGGGAAACAGAAGAUGGGGAAAGCUGAAAUUUAAAGGCAGAGCCAUGUUCAAGAGAUCUUCUGCUAGAAAAUGCCGUGACUGUAGCAAAUAAAUGCUCAUAGUCAUAGGAGAGAAUAAAGGAAACCAUACACAAUCAAUACUAGGGAGCAACAAGAUUAGCUCAUCUAGAAAUAAGGAAAACCAUAUUUCUUUUAUUUAUUGCUUCUUCUUUUUUGGCUGAAGUUUUUUGUGCUUCUGGAAUAACAUGUAUCUAACUUUCAGUGACACAAAAAUAACUUACGAAAUGAAU